Messenger RNA from Benincasa hispida (wax gourd), 1020 nucleotides. Its product is annotated as peroxidase 5-like. Gene Ontology annotation, molecular function: peroxidase activity; heme binding. Lineage: Eukaryota; Viridiplantae; Streptophyta; Magnoliopsida; Cucurbitales; Cucurbitaceae. Gene Ontology annotation, biological process: response to oxidative stress; hydrogen peroxide catabolic process. The record is from RefSeq and is a predicted model, not a curated record.
AUGGCUAAUCCUUCUUCUUCCCACAAGUUAUUCCAAGUACUUUUCUCCAAGCUCUUAUGCAUCAUCUUCUUCUUUUCCCUCUCCACUUUUGCUUCUACAAGCCUAAAAGUAGGUUUCUACACUUCAUCUUGUCCUGAUGCUGAGGCCAUUGUUGAAAGUGCGGUAGAAAAAGCCGUCUCUACAAACCCCGGCAUUGCUGCAGGUCUCAUCAGAAUGCACUUCCAUGACUGCUUUGUUAGGGGAUGUGAUGCUUCCGUGCUUCUAGAAUCUACUCUAGGAAAUCCAGCGGAGAGAUAUCAUCCAGCAAACUUUCCAACCUUACGAGGUUUCGAGGUUAUUGAUGAAGCCAAGGCCAAAAUUGAGGCUGUUUGUCCAAAUACCGUGUCCUGCGCUGAUAUUCUUGCCUUCGCUGCCCGUGAUAGCGCCAACAAAGUUGGAGGUAUUAACUAUGCUGUGCCAGCAGGCCGUCGUGAUGGACGCAUCUCAAGAAAGGAAGAAGCUAGCAGUCUCCCUAGUUUCACUUUCGAAGCUGAGAAGCUCGCCAGUGAGUUCAAGAAACGAGGGUUAUCCGUGGCGGAGAUGGUGACACUUUCCGGCGCUCACUCCAUAGGAAUAGCUCAUUGCCCUACCUUUGUCGACAGGCUAUAUUCCUUCAAUACAACUCAUGCACAAGACCCUUCCAUGGAUCCCUCAUAUGUUGAUUACUUGAAGAACAAAUGCCCACCGCCAAGUAGAUCUGGCAGUGACCCGCGCGAGCAGCCAGCCGUGGCACUUGAUUUUUCAACCCCGCAUCGUUUGGACAACCGUUACUACAUCGAGCUAAAGAACCACCGUGGGCUACUGAUCUCCGAUCAGACAUUGUUGAGCAGUUCCUUGACCUCUAAAAUGGUGCUGAAAAAUGCCUAUGAUGGGUCCAAAUGGGCAGCCAAGUUUGGGAAGGCAAUGGUUAAAAUGGGCCACAUUGAUGUCCUCACAGGAUCGAAGGGAGAGAUCAGACGCCAUUGCAGCUAUGUGAAUUGA